Molecule: messenger RNA, 916 nt
Organism: Closterium sp. NIES-67
Lineage: Eukaryota; Viridiplantae; Streptophyta; Zygnematophyceae; Desmidiales; Closteriaceae
Source: the annotation of a GenBank genome assembly
CUGCGCUGAUAUGGGAAUCAACAAAGAAGGAGUUGGGAGCAGUAAAGGCAGGAUCUGGAGUCCAGGGGGAGUGCAAUGCAGUUAGUGCUGCAGGAGUGACGGUUUCUGCAAGGUCGGGGGAGACUGAUUGGGAAACCGCACACAAGCGUCUAGGGCAUGUGGCUAUGCCAUUGCUGCAGCAACUGCAUAAGGAAGAAGCAGUAAAGGGGCUGAAGCUUUCUGGGCAACCAAAUGAUACCAAGACCAUCCUGGAAACUGCGCGAGCGCUGCUGAUCGAAUCAGGGCUGGGGAACUCCACGUGGCCUCAUGCGGUGAGGCAUGCUACAGUGGCAAAGAGCAAGGGGUGGCUACUCUGGGAGCCCUCAAAGAAGGUGCUGUUUGACAGUCGGGAUGUCAAAUUUGUGGAGAACAUCAUGUAUGGCAAGUGGGAGAAGCAGCCGGAGGCAAGGGUCAAUCAGCAGCUGGAAGAGAUCACUAUGCACUUCGAUCUGUCCGAACCUGAGGACAGCUAAGUCACUGCGCCAACGGCAAGCGGUACUGAUGAAGGAAGCAAUGAGGAUAUUGCAGCUGAUGCUGAAGUCAAGGAUCCGGAGCAGCAGCAGCAAGAGGCUUCCAAAAUACCAAGUCUGCCAAAGCGAAGGAAACAGAUUGGUGGGGGGACAAAGGAUUGGGUGAAGGUGAAAGAAUGGGUAAAUCCAACCAUCUACCCUGCACGUACCAGAAUGGCAACGAGAAAGCUGCUGAGCUCCACAAGUGGAGGAGCCACAACUGAGCAGCAGGAACAGGCUCAAGGCGAAGAUGCAGUGCUGUUCUUGGGUGAUGACCAAGAGUCAGAUGACGAAGAGCCUGCAUACUGCUUUUACGCACCAAUACAACCUCCGAGCAUGGAUCAUGCGCUAGCCGGACCUCAACGGGG